This is a messenger RNA of Acaulospora colombiana, 123 nucleotides long. The record is from the annotation of a GenBank genome assembly. Lineage: Eukaryota; Fungi; Glomeromycota; Glomeromycetes; Diversisporales; Acaulosporaceae.
ACAAUAGAAACAGAAUUAUUUGAUCAAGCUACAAGGAACUCGCAAGAAAAUCAAGAUCCGAUAUAUGAAGUCCUCUCUCAUAUAGAUAUAGAAAAUUGGGAAGAAGAAAUUGUUAAAGAAAAU